Diversispora eburnea is the source of this 771-nucleotide messenger RNA. NCBI's taxonomy places the organism in Eukaryota, Fungi, Glomeromycota, Glomeromycetes, Diversisporales, Diversisporaceae. The record is from the annotation of a GenBank genome assembly.
AUGAGUUGGUCAGGAAUAAAAAAAAAUUUAGGACGUACUGGAACUAAGUUUUCACAAAAAAUUGGUACAAUCGAAAAAACGAUUGAUAAAGAAUUUGAAGAAGAACAACGUCGUUUUAAAAGUUUUGAGUCCAAAACAGAAAAAUUACAUAAAGAAACUAAAGGAUAUCUGGAAUCCUUGCGUGCUAUGAAUAGUGCACAAGUACGUAUUUCGGACACCAUUGAACACUUUUAUGAGGAAUCAUCUGAAAAUGCAAUGAUUGGAAAGAAGUAUAAAGAAGCUUUUGAUAUUUUAGAACGAGAUUGUAAAUCUUGCUUGGUUAGUUUUUGGAUUGAAACCGUGUCUGAACCUAUUGCUCGUCUUUGUUCUUAUUUUCCUCACGUAAAUGAUAAUAUUAAAAAACGAGAAAAAAAAUUAUUAGAUUCUGAUGCGCAUCGGGCAAAAGUUCAAAAGUUGGUUUAUAAGUCUUCGUCUGAAGAUCAAACAAAAUUAGCAAGAGCCGAAGAAGCAGCAAAUACUGCACGAGAACUUUAUGAAUCAUUGAAUAAUCAAUUAGUAAAUGAAUUGCCUAGAUUCAUUGAUCUUAGAGUUCCUUAUAUAGAUCCCACAUUUGAAGCUUUAGUAAAAAUUCAACUUAAAUUUUGUCGAGAGAAUCAUGAUAAAUUAAGUUCAUUACAAAAUUAUUUCCCUCCUAAUGAUUCUCCAGUAGAUAGUAAAGUGGAAGAAGUUUUACAAAAAAUGAGGGAUUUGGCUAUUUGUGGAAUGGGAUAA